UCUUUCACCAAACUCAUGGAAUCCACGACAAAUUUGUUUCUAACCAUCUUGUUUUAAUUUCUAUAUUGUAGGAGAAGUGUGUAUGGCACACACUUGAUGAAGAGCUGGUUGAGAUAAAUUUUAGGAAAAGAGCAUCGGCACGACUUUCAGAUAUGCUUAGGCGUGCCAGAAAUGGAUAUGAAGAAAGAGGGAUCAGACCUCUAUGGAUGGGAGAAAAUGUGUUUAAAGAAAUGCUUGUUUAUUGGAAAUCAGAUGAGUUUAAGAAAAAAUCUGAAAAAGCAAAGAAACGUAGAGCAUCAGAAAGGGGAGCCGCCAAUCAUAGAGCCGGAAGCAUUAGUAUUGCUGAUCAUGCUGAACGAAUGGCUGUGGCUAAGAGAAGAGCUCCAUUAAUGCAAGAGCUUCACGAGAGGACUUAUCGGGGAAGAGAUGGAGAGUAUUGCGACGACCGUGCUAGAGAUACUCAAGCGGAGUACCAAAGGUUGAAGAAGGAGUUUUUAGCUAAACAUCCUGAGCUAGGCGGUCCACAUGGACGAUAUCCUCUUGAUCCAGCUAUUGAUCAGUAUUUGUGGUUGCAAGCAAGUAAGGGAAAGAAGAGAAAUGGAAAAAUUUAUGCUACAGGACCUUUAGCUAGCAACUACAAAAAAGGGGAUAGGUAUUCUUUAUUUAGGAGAAUUGCAGACGGGGAAGGAUCUUCACGUCCUCCGACAUUAACCCCUGAAAUAACUGAAACAAUUAAACAACUAGCUCAGAGUGAAGCAGCACGUGAAAAUGAAGCAUUGAGAAAAAAACAAAUGGAGUUGGAGGAAGCAUUGAGACUUUCACAAGAGCAAAUGAUGCUUACUCAACAACAAAUUCAACAACAAGUGCAACAACAAAUACAACAACAAAUGCAACAACAAAUGCAACAAAUGCAACAAUUCUUUCGACAACAAUAUGGUGGUGGUGGAUUUGGAGCGGUUGGUAACCAAAGAGUAGUAGACGAGAAUGAUAAAGAAAGCGAAAAUAAUGCGGACGACCCGGAUCCUAAGUGAAUAUUAUUUUGAAUUUAAAUAUUAUGGAUAAUCAUGAAUUUCUUUAUAUUAAAUAUGCAUUUCUUUAUAUUAAUUAUG
Vicia villosa (hairy vetch) is the source of this 1109-nucleotide messenger RNA. RefSeq lists its product as uncharacterized. NCBI's taxonomy places the organism in Eukaryota, Viridiplantae, Streptophyta, Magnoliopsida, Fabales, Fabaceae. The record is from RefSeq and is a predicted model, not a curated record. The transcript is spliced from 3 exons. Bases 153 to 1031 code for a protein of 292 amino acids.